ACAUCCCAGUUAACCAUGAGCUAUCGUCCUCAAGGUGCCCUAAUCUUCAUGGCUCUCCUGGUCAUCAGUCUGGCCCAGAGUCAGCCAAAAGGUGAUGAAAAUUGUGAGACAAUGCCAUCGGAAAUUCAUCUAAUCAAAGAGGAAUUUGACGAAUUGGGACGCCUUCAGCGAACCUGUAACGGAGAAGUUGGUGUCAAUAAGUGCGAAGGAUUGUGCAAUAGUCAGGUGCAACCGUCUGUUAUAACUCCAACAGGAUUCCUCAAGGAAUGCUACUGCUGUCGCGAAAGCUAUCUCCGAGAACGUCUGGUAACCCUAACACAUUGCUAUGAUCCGGAUGGUGCACGUCUUGAUACUCCAGAAAUGGCAACAAUGGAAAUUCGUCUCAAGGAACCGGCUGACUGUCGAUGUUUCAAAUGUGGAGACUUUUCUCGCUAAACCAAAAGCAACAUAGUAAAACCAAAUUAGAAUCACUAAUCCCUGUAAUAAAAAUCAAAUAAUAACCUAUGCCAAAU
Molecule: messenger RNA, 512 nt
Organism: Phlebotomus papatasi
Lineage: Eukaryota; Metazoa; Arthropoda; Insecta; Diptera; Psychodidae
Gene: Pburs
Product: partner of bursicon
Exons: 2
Coding region: 16-435 (139 amino acids)
Biological process (GO): G protein-coupled receptor signaling pathway
Cellular component (GO): extracellular region; bursicon neuropeptide hormone complex
Molecular function (GO): neuropeptide hormone activity; G protein-coupled receptor binding
Source: RefSeq, a predicted model, not a curated record